AUGUAGAUAUGGCUAGAAGAAGGCAACCAUUAGUGUCAUUAGAGAAGGAAAGAUUAGCUGAGAUAAAUGAAGAGCUACUAAUGAGUGGUUUCACUGAAGCUAAAUGGUUUAAGUUAGGAAUGAUCCUUGGUUUAAGCCUCCAGACACUGAAAACAAUUGAAUCAGAUUAUAAAGGAGAUGGAGCUAGUCGUUGCCUGAUGGAGUGUCUAGAGAAAUGGCUCUCUAGAGCAGAUAAUGUAACUGGACCAUUGUCUUGGAUCACAUUGGCUAAUGGACUACGUAGAAUUGGAGAAGUAUCAUCAGCUGAAAAGAUCAGUAAAUGUAAGUGUUGUUAA
Messenger RNA from Amphimedon queenslandica, 335 nucleotides. RefSeq lists its product as uncharacterized. NCBI's taxonomy places the organism in Eukaryota, Metazoa, Porifera, Demospongiae, Haplosclerida, Niphatidae. Gene Ontology annotation, molecular function: protein binding. Gene Ontology annotation, biological process: signal transduction. The transcript is spliced from 2 exons. The record is from RefSeq and is a predicted model, not a curated record. Bases 9 to 335 code for a protein of 108 amino acids.